Molecule: messenger RNA, 3846 nt
Organism: Necator americanus (New World hookworm)
Lineage: Eukaryota; Metazoa; Nematoda; Chromadorea; Rhabditida; Ancylostomatidae
Exons: 29
Coding region: 1-3846 (1281 amino acids)
Biological process (GO): signal transduction
Source: RefSeq, a predicted model, not a curated record
AUGGAUUACUGUACGACACGUCGUUUACGAGGAUCACGAAGUGAACAUGCUCUAACACAGGAAGCUAGAAUCGACGCGUUACUGAAAGAGAUGCGUCCGACCCUAUCGACUACUCGACCGUUAAGAGUGUCCGAUGAUGAUGUUUCGCCGUCUCCGCCCGGUUACGACGUCAUUUUUCCACCAAAAACUGCUCCUCCACCUUAUAGUCAAUUGUUUAUACGUUCGGCUCAAUCAUCAUGGAAUGUGGAUCGUGAAACGGCGCUAUCGUCAAAACCUAAAGUACUCUCAACGUGGGCUAUAAAUCCGAAACCGAUGACGAAUCCGUACCUGAUUCCCUACGAUAGACGCCGUGGUAACGCAUACCCUCCUCCAGUGUCGCCUUCCGACUCUCACAGAAAAAGUGUACAUACAGUACCCGAGAAGAUCCAAAAACCGUCAACUCCUGACGUUUUAACAUCAACUUUUUCACUUCCUGAUAGUUCUUCCGAAAAUGGUGCUCUAACGCCAAGAAAUGCUCCACGGCAAGCAAGUUUCAUGGCAGCGAUGAGCCGACAAGCAUUAUGCGAGAACGAAGAGACGUUAACAGCGAUGCGCUGUUGCGUACAGGAACAAACAACUCCACAAGUGUUACGACGUAAGGAGUUCAGAAAAAAUCCCAAUGAUAGUGUUACGAUUGCAAGAGAAAAUCGACGUACGACUAUCUAUGGCGACCAAAUCUUCUCAAAACAAUCACGACAUGAAUCACAUCGUGACAUGAAUCAUAACGUCUCAGCGCAAAAUAAAAUGAGACGAGCUCGACCGAAAUCUUACGUGCUGGCCACGUCCACCAGUUUACCGGAAACGGAGCAUCCGAUGUCAUUCAGUCAUGAUGACAGCAGAGAGUUGUCCUCGCUCGGAUCAUUGUCCUCAAUCGAUAGGACAUCUCGUACCAACAACCAAGCGCAACAUAAUACGCAUGGACAUCGAAUGCAAAAAUUUAUCUCAUUAUUUAGCCAUCAGAAUUCACCAGUGAAACUACGAGCGAAACGAUCGCGUACCUCGCUUCCCACAUCACGUACUCCACUGCCGGAUACGGUACUACGAGCAAGUAAACUCGUACGACAAGGAUGGGUACGCCAUCAGGAACUUGCCUUGGGCAAGACCGGUAAACGACGACAUUGGGAAGAAUGCUAUGCGGUACUGUUUGACCAAAGCCUCUAUCUAUGUCCAAAUGAACCUCGUUCGACGACUGCGGAGAAUACUGGCGAAAAAUUAAUUCAUUUGCCUCCAUGUGCCCGAGUGGAUGUACAUUCAUCGAUUAUCGAUAUCGCCUAUGAAUGGUUGGCGAUGAGCCGUACAAAGCACGUGAUUCGUUUGGUGACACAAACAAGAACUGAACAUCUGUUCGAAUUGGAUAGCGAAGCUGACAUGCUAUCAUGGAUUGCCACAUUACAAUCAUGUGCCGAAGGUACGAUGUCACCACAAUUGCACAGCUCUUGUUCGGUCGCCUCACUGGCCUCGUCCUCAUCGACACCAUCCGAACGCAAUGGACAUACAGCGUCGGCCACCAAUCAGCUGAUUAUGCAUAGGUACAAAGCGAAAUCAUCACAGCUGCAAUCACCAGGAUCAGCAAAACGUACAAUGGCAAAUGAUGUGCACUGUGCACAACCAGGCACAAGCAAGGAUAGUAGUUCCGGAGAGAAUGGAGAGCCAUCCACGCCAAAAUCAGGCCGAAAAUGGAAGAAAACGAAAGCGGGCAAGCAGGGUAGUGGCGGUACUGGAAGCGCGGGUGGAAGUGGAAGCAGUUCAGCGAACACUAACGUUAACAGUUCGGCAUCUGGCGUACAAACACCACAAAGUGUGCUCGGAAUUCGACUUGCGGAUUGUGCGAUGUCUGGUCCAGAAGAUCUCGUCCCCUUAUUGGUACGGAUUUGCGUAAGUGUUGUUGAAGCGAACGGUUUGGAUACCGUUGGUAUAUACCGUAUACCUGGGAAUACAGCCGCUGUGAAUGCACUUAAGGAGACGCUUAGCCAUUGUUUGGAUACGAUGACAAUGGAAAAUUUGGACAUGAGUGAUCCACGAUGGCGUGAUGUGAAUGUGGUAUCGAGUUUGCUGAAAAUGUUCUUAAGAAAAUUACCGGAACCACUUCUCACCGAUAAACUUUAUCCAUUUUUCAUUGACGCGAAUCGGAUAGCAAAUCAUCAUAAUCGGCUACAUAAGCUGAGAAAUUUGCUACGAAAGUUGCCACGACAUCAUUAUGCCACUCUUAAGUAUAUAAUAUUCCAUUUGUCGGAGAUCACUAAGAAUAGUCAAGUGAAUAAGAUGGAAACACGGAAUUUGGCUCUGAUGUUUGGACCAUCAAUUGUGCGCCCAUCCGAUGAUAAUAUGGCCACCAUGGUGACACAUAUGAGUGAUCAAUGUAAAAUAAUCGAGACGCUUAUACAUUAUCAUGCUUGGAUGUUUGAUGAUAACUCGACCGCUGACGAUAGUGUCCCUGAGCAACAUCCAUCGGAAACAGGUGGACCACCGCUAGAAGCGCCCCAAUAUGGCGUUGGUGUCCCAACAGGCGUCUCCGCUGCAUCCUUUAACGAUAUGCAUAAUUUGAUCCGAAAAGCUAACGAGGAUCAAGCGGCAGCAAUGAUGAAUGAAGGAAAAGCGGGCAAGAUCAAGAAUAUUUUGCGACGAAAUUCUCGGCGAGACAAAUCGAAAUCAAAAUUGAAAAUUGAAUCCACGGCGCCAGCGGCUGUGAAUCCACGUGGUGCUGCCGUGAGCGCCAACAACACUGCCCACCAACCGGCACCAGCACUAACGCAUUCACCUACAGCGCAGAGCAGCGUGGAAAGUGCGUUCUGCGGAAAUUAUCAGGAACGUGACAUCGAUGCGGAAAUCAUGUCACGACAAACCGUUUCUCCGCUAGCCGUUGCCUCAUCAAGCACCCUAGAACAGAGCCCAUCAGUGGAAUCCAGCCUCGGUAGUAUUCCGGAUACAAGCCGAACUGAUCCCGGUGCUACAACCUCACCGUCCGACACUGGUGAUAUUCAAGCUAGGCGAAAGAGACAGCAGGACAUCUACUCUGCUCGACGAAUCUUCAUCGCUGGCUCAGCUGCUGCAGCUGAUGAUAGCAGCGCUGUUGAUGCGUUGGCGAAUCAUACUCAGCAUCUGAAUAUGGCCAAUAGUCCGGCAUUGGAGGUCCUAAGUGAAGAAACCAGGGAGAAGAUUCGCAAAAUGCAGCGGCGCCAGAACUGGAUGGAUCCGCUACCACUUACUUUUUCGUCACCUGUUGCGAAUACUAGUCAUGCGGUGCCGACAUCAGCCCCACCUGCACCAACAUCUCAUUCGGAACCUCAUCCGCCAAAUCCUUCCGCAGAAGUUCCCAAGACUGGUUCACCCACAAAGGAUAUGACUGAUGCGUUAUCGUGCACCUCGGAUUACUCUACGACCAGUUCCGCUCCACUGACUGCUCCACUUGCAGUUGCAUGCGCUGCCUCUUCAUCGGACUACGCAUCAAGCUUCAGCGAUCCAAGUCCUUGCGCUCGAAAUGCGUCCGCAUCACCGCGUCAACGUCCACAAGUGUUAGGUGUGUUAGCGGAAGCUCGAUGUCAACAAAAAAUUCGAAUCCGUAGUCGAACUGGUCCACGUGAUCCAACUCGAAGGCAUACAUUGUCUGAUAUGGACGUACUGAAGGAGGGUCGUCUGGAAAAGUUCGCUCGAUGGUUCGGAAUUCGAAAAUCAAGUCCGGAUGUGAGUGCACAACAUCCAUUAGACGAAGAGAAUGUGCCUCGUAAGCUUCCGCCAUUGGAUCCACCAAUGAUUGUACGAACAUCACCAAACGAAUUGACACCGGCAAGUGGAGACGAGCAACUAUAA